UGCCGAUAGACUUUAACGGUGACACUGCGGUUCAACCGAAAGCCCAGUCAAAAUAUUAAAAAUGGAGUACCAAGCCUUGGUGGACCGAAUCAAAGAUUCCUGCAAUUCCAUGCCUCAGUAAAUGUAAAGAGCCUAUUUAAUCUGAGGCUAAUAACUGCGAAGAAGAUUGCUAAAUUUUACUUCGGUUACGAAUCACUGAAUGAUGUUCCAGAGGAAUUAGCGAAUCUAAUUCGUACGAAAAUAAACCGUAAAAAACAACAAAGGAGAUCGAUUUUAAAAUUUGUAAAUGAAAUGAAUAUUACGGACAUUGAGGAAAGCAGAAUAGCAAUAUUGUAUUUUCUACAUUACAUAAAAUACAACUACAUUGAAAAGUCAAGAUUGGAUGAGAAUGAGUGGCCCGUGUUAAAUCCAAUUGCAAAUUUAAAUGCAAUAAUUACAUGGAAUAUACGUUUCAAUUUCAACCAAGAUGAACAUUUCGAUGAUAGCGACACCGAUGAUAGCGACACCGAUGUUGACCAUCAGUUGUCCGACUUUGAUGAAUCGUUAUUAUCUCCUGCAGAAAUGUAUGAUGUACAUAACGUAGACAACGCGUCAGAUGAGGAAUUAGGUGACGAUGAUGAUGAUGAAAAAGUAAUUCGCAAUGCAGAAAUAGCCGGCAGAGCCGCAGGUGCUGCAGCAGGGCGCGCUGCAAAAUGUUCGUCUGACGAUGGUAAUCGAGUAAUUAAAACCAGCGAUGUUAUUUUGCAACAAUAGAAUAGAAUUUCCACAGGAGCGAUAAAAAAAUACAAAAGAUUAGUUAUUCAGACAUGGCAAAUGUAGACGCAAAUGCAGUUGAAAUGGUCAGAAGUGCAAGAAGUAGAAAUGCAAAGGGAGUAAGUACAACAAAUCAAUUCUUUUUAUGUUUCUGACAAGUAGUGUAUAUAAUUGUAAUUUUUAUUUUAAAAUGCUGGCCCAAAUUCGACUG
Messenger RNA from Leptopilina heterotoma, 964 nucleotides. RefSeq lists its product as uncharacterized. Bases 292 to 753 code for a protein of 153 amino acids. Lineage: Eukaryota; Metazoa; Arthropoda; Insecta; Hymenoptera; Figitidae. The transcript is spliced from 6 exons. The record is from RefSeq and is a predicted model, not a curated record.